Messenger RNA from Nerophis ophidion (straightnose pipefish), 1763 nucleotides. RefSeq names its product grancalcin-like. NCBI's taxonomy places the organism in Eukaryota, Metazoa, Chordata, Actinopteri, Syngnathiformes, Syngnathidae. Bases 105 to 1046 code for a protein of 313 amino acids. The transcript is spliced from 10 exons. The record is from RefSeq and is a predicted model, not a curated record. Gene Ontology annotation, molecular function: calcium ion binding.
CUCCAAAAAAACCGAAGCUGCUUUCCCGGAAGUGAAGAAGCAGUGGUAGAACCGGUGCUUCAACAACCUUUUGGGUUUUGCUAUUUUUCUUUUUAUAACUUCACAUGGCUUACCCAGGAUACGGCGGGUAUGGCAGCCCAAUGCUACCCUAUGGAGCGCCUGGAGGACCAGUGGGGGGCCACAUGUCCAGUCAAAUGGGUGGACCAAUGGGAGGUAUGCCACCCCGGGUUGGUGGAUAUGCCCCUUACGGGGGAGGCUAUUCCAACACAUAUGGUGCGCCAUCCCCAGCUGCCAAUGACCCAAUGUGGGGUUAUUUUACAGCCAUUGCUGGUCAGGAUGGUGAGGUGGAUGCAGAGGAGCUCCAAAGAUGUCUAACUCAAGCUGGCUUCACUGGAACCUACAGCCCAUUCAGCCUGGAGACAUGCAGAAUAAUGAUUGCAAUGCUUGAUAGGGACUUCACAGGAAAGAUGGGCUUCAAUGAGUUCAAGGAGUUGUUUAUGGCUCUGAAUGGCUGGAAACAGAACUUCAUGAUGUUCGACCGAAACAGGAGUGGGACUGUGGAGCCUCAUGAGAUGAACCAGGCAAUCAGCUCAAUGGGAUACCGCAUCAGUCCUCAGGCUCUGAACGCCAUCCUCAAGCGCUACAACAAAGGUGGACGCAUCUUCUUCGACGACUACGUGGCCUGCUGUGUCAAACUUCGAGCACUGACAGAGAAUUUUAAGAGGAGAGACACAAUGCAGCGAGGUUCCGUCAACUUCCUUUAUGAUGAUGAAGCGACGGCGAAGAGCAAGGAUAAAGCCAAGAAAACGGACAGUGAGAGUGACAGUGAGAUGAGUGACCAGGAAGCGAAGAAGAAGAAAACAGGGAAAGGGAGAAGGAAAAAGAACCAAGCAAACGGGACAGUGAGACCAGUGAGCAGAAGAGAACCAGCAAGAAGGGGCAGGAGUACACUGACGCACACGACCAAGACCACUGCAUUCCAUUUCCAUUGUAUAAUAAUCAUCACUAAUAAAGAAUUAGAGUUGAAUUUUCUGUUUGAGUAUUAGUCCUGACCAUAUAGCCCAACAACAGAUGUAAAUAGCAUGCUCCUAAACAGUUCCCUAAACGUUCUAGCCAAACGAUCAUGGCUAACGUUCUGUUAACCAAGCAAGAACUCCACAAACCAACGUUCCCAGAACAAUGCCACAACGUUCUCCUAACGUUCACUUGUUACCUGGGAUGUUCUUUGCUGGCUGUACAUACCCUACCCAGUCAGACCUACACUGUUUCAAUGUCCAUUUCUCAGUUGAUGACUGAAAAGUGCUGAUAUCAACCAAACCUAACCCCCCUGGAUUGUAAAUGAUGUAGAUAAUUCAAUGUAUAUUCUCUGAUGAUUAACUUGUAUUAUGCUGAUAGUAUAUAUUUGUACCAUAAAUUGAUUAACGUGGAUCCCGACUUUAACAAGCUGAAAAACUUAUUUGGGUCUUACCAUUUAGUGGUCAAUUGUACGGAAAAAGUACUGUACUGUGCAAUCUACUAAUAAAAGAUUCAAUCAAUCAAAUGUCAGGAGGGAUUUUCGGUGGGAGAACAGAAUGUUUGCACCUCCUUGUUUCACAGAAGUGAUGAUGUUGCAUCUGCUCUUUUAAUGUCUUUAAUGUCCUUUGUUUUCUUUAAUGUUUGAUGUUUCCCUCUUACACACAUGUAAGAGGGAUGUGUACUAUGGCUAUGAGUUGUUAUUUUCCCUUGGCCUCAGUCUGGACCCCCUCUCCAGGGGCCCAGGCUUA